AUGAGGUGUAGUGGAGUUGUUGUGAAAGCCUUUGAUGGCCCGAGGAAGACCAUAAUUGGGGAAGUUGAUAUCCCAAUGAAGGCUCUUUAUGUUGAUGAUAAUUUUAUUAAGAAGAAAUGGGAAUCCAUGACAUCUUUGAAAGAUACCCAACAAUCUACUACCACAAUCCUGGAAGAUAAUGAAGAGCAAGAAGCGCAAAACUUUAUGACACAUGGAUUGAUAUGCCAGAAUUGGACUGUUGUUGAUGUUACUUUUGUUACUCAUUUAUCAAAGCAACAAGAUGAAACUGGUAGUAAGGAGAAUGACAUCUACUAUCUCAGUAAGAAGUUUACAGUUUAUGAAUCUCGGUAUUCCAUUCUUGAAAAGACUUAUUGUGCUUUAGCUUGGGCUGCCAAAUGUCUAUGGCAGUAUAUGAUCAAUCAUACCACUUGGUUGAUAUCCAAAAUGGAUCCAAUCAAGUACGAUUUUGAAAAACCUGCUUUGACUGGAAGGAUUUCUCGUUGGCAAAUGCUAUUGUCUGAAUAUGAUAUUGAGUACCGUACUCAAAAGGUGAUUAAAGGAAUUAUUCUCGUAGAUCAUUUGGCUUAUCAGCCGAUCGAUGAUUAUCAAUCCAUCAAGUUUGACUUCCCUGAUGAAAAUGUUAUGUACUUAAAAGCUAAAGAUUGUGAUGAAUCGUUGCCUGAAGAAGGACCAGAGCCUAGAUCCCGGUGGGGUUUAGUGUUUGAUGGAGAUGUUAAUGCUUAUUAUAAUAGAAUUGAGGAAAUUAUCAUUACUCCUCAGGGUUCUCAUAUCCCUUUCACUACAAGAUUGAUCUUAGUGGUUAAUCAUAUUAAACGAGAACGGGAGACUCGUCACCCUAGUUUGAUUCCCUACAAAGAUUAUGCAAGGAGGUUAUUGACUUUCUUUAAUAAAGUUGAAUUUCAUCAUACACCUCGUGAAGAGAAUCAGAUGGUAGAUGCUUUGACUACUUUGUCUUCUAUGUGUAAAGUAAAUCAUUGGAAUGACGCACCCAAUAUCAGGAUUAUGCGCCUUGAUAGACCUGCUCAUGUAUUUAUAGAAGAAGAAGUUACAAAUGAUAAGCCUUAG
Messenger RNA from Lathyrus oleraceus (garden pea), 1086 nucleotides. RefSeq lists its product as uncharacterized. The transcript is spliced from 5 exons. NCBI's taxonomy places the organism in Eukaryota, Viridiplantae, Streptophyta, Magnoliopsida, Fabales, Fabaceae. The record is from RefSeq and is a predicted model, not a curated record. Bases 1 to 1086 code for a protein of 361 amino acids. Gene Ontology annotation, molecular function: RNA-DNA hybrid ribonuclease activity; nucleic acid binding.